AUGGCUUAUAAGGUUCCUUUAUACAUUGCCAUUUCUGAAGGAACCAUUUGCAGAGUGAUCGGUGGAACAACGUUCUUCGCUCUCGGAUGUAACAUAACUGUAGUAGGAUUAUUGGCUCUUGUGACUUACCUUCGUAUAUGUAAAAGAUAUAAUGUCAAUUUGGGAAAGUACGAUUAUAGGCUGUUUCUUUCCAUGAUAUUAUUUAAUAUUGGAUUUACUAUACUUGCAGUUCCAUCCCUUGGCCCUGCUAAAUAUUGGUGUAUUACUGGACUAAAUCCAAUAUUAUCGCUAUUAAUAAUUACUUUAAAUUGCAUGAUAUUUAUGAUUACUGUAUUCUGUUACUUUAUGACUUUACGAGAAAUAAACAAACGGCAGAGACUUAUUAAAGAAUAUGCUCUCUCAGCUUAUAAAGUCAAUUGGAUGGAAAUAAUGGCUACAAGAAAAAUUAUUGGUUAUAUUUUAAUUUAUCUUAUGCAGUGGACGCCCGUGGUGAUUUAUAUUGUCGGAUUAGUGUUUAAUUAUGACAGAGUAUGGACGAACGUCAUAGCAGUAAUAACAAUAAACAUGGGCGGUAUAGCAAACAUGGCUGCAUACAUUAUAAACGAAAAAUGGCGCGAUGAUUAUAAAUCUAGCUUAGACAUGUCCCCUUCGUACCCUUCUUCAAAGUAUAAUACCGCAAGUAAAGAUACUUAUAAUAGCAAUAAUUUAUUGACAUCUCAAAUAGAGAUUGAAGAGGUCAUUACGAUUGAGAUCAAGCAAGACGUUGUUUCAAGUUCACCAGCAGAGGAAGUUCGAUAA
Dentiscutata erythropus is the source of this 798-nucleotide messenger RNA. The record is from the annotation of a GenBank genome assembly. Lineage: Eukaryota; Fungi; Glomeromycota; Glomeromycetes; Diversisporales; Gigasporaceae.